Messenger RNA from Myzus persicae (green peach aphid), 1197 nucleotides. Its product is annotated as leucine-rich repeat-containing protein 23-like. The transcript is spliced from 8 exons. Gene Ontology annotation, molecular function: protein binding. The record is from RefSeq and is a predicted model, not a curated record. Lineage: Eukaryota; Metazoa; Arthropoda; Insecta; Hemiptera; Aphididae.
AUGAUUAAAAAAAAUAUUUCUGCAGUAUUGUCCGAACAACUCGAUCGCACCCAAUUGAAAAGUGGCAGUGACGGCGUUAAAAACACCGUCCGCAGCGAAUUAGCAGUCACUGACGAAAACGCAUAUCCGGAGGAGUGGGUUAAUAGUUAUGGCUACGAGAACUAUGCCGAAGAAGGGUACCCCGAGGAUUGCGAAGAAGGAUUUGAAGUCUGCAAAAACAAGAGGGUAAAAUAUCCGCAACGAUCGAGAUCCAUAUUGGAAGAGGACGCAUACAUCGAAACCCCGCUGACCGCCGUCGAAGCCAGGAAAUGUCUGAAUCGCAUCGGCCAAGUCGGAAACGGUUUAAAGUACGGUUUCGUUCAAAUCGACGUCGACAAUAGAAACCUUACAAACAUCGAGGAAAUCACCAACUUCAAGUAUUUGUCUUUCAUAAACGUGUCGCACAAUCACUUGGACUUGAACGCUUUGGACGUGCUCAGAGAGUUGGGGUACGUGGUUGUGGUACGAGCUGAUCACAACAAUAUCGAUUCCCUUUGUCUGUCUCCAAUGCCGUAUCUACAGGUUUUGACCCUAAACUCGAACAGAGUCUCGUCGCUCUUGGGCCUUAAGCAACCGUCGUUAAAGUGUUUGGAGCUGAACGACAACAACAUUUCUUAUCUGACCCAAGUGCCGAGCAAAAACCAUAAUAAAAACUACUCCGACGAAGAAAUUGUUUGCCCAAACCUAUCCACAUUGGCAUUGUCCAGAAACGCCUUGGAUACAGUCGAACAAUUUGUGAUUGUAUCCAAUAAAUUACGUAUAUUGUAUUUGAGCUACAACAAGAUUGGCAACCUAAAUGGGUUAGACGAUUUACGAAAUUUGUCCCGUUUACACUUGCGUGGUAACCUGAUAUCAAACUUGGAUGGUUUUACUGAAAAUCUGAUGAAUUUAUCUUACUUAAACUUGAGAGAGAACCACUUAAGCGAUGUAAAAGAGCUCAACAAAUUGGCAUGUCUUAAAUCAUUAAAAACUUUGGUGGUAUCAAAUAACGGUUUCAGUAAAGGUUCGAUCAGAUCGAAGGUGUUGAAGUUGCUACCGUGGCUGGAGAGGAUUGACAAGCAAACGGUUAGCCCGGCUGAAAGGUCCUAUGGAAAUCCAGAGGACGAGGUCGAAGACGAAGAAGAUAAGGAGGAGGAAGAGGAAUAAAAGGAAGGAUAA